Messenger RNA from Macroventuria anomochaeta, 1411 nucleotides. Its product is annotated as acyl-CoA dehydrogenase NM domain-like protein. The coding region runs from base 83 to 1378 and encodes 431 amino acids. Gene Ontology annotation, biological process: fatty acid beta-oxidation using acyl-CoA dehydrogenase; butyrate catabolic process. The transcript is spliced from 3 exons. The record is from RefSeq and is a predicted model, not a curated record. Gene Ontology annotation, molecular function: flavin adenine dinucleotide binding. NCBI's taxonomy places the organism in Eukaryota, Fungi, Ascomycota, Dothideomycetes, Pleosporales, Didymellaceae.
GUUCCCCAUGCUGUAGCUCUGGUCGAAUAUAAACUGCGAAGCUACCUCGACAUCAGCCACAACGACGCUUUGUUUGCUAGCCAUGGUGAACUUCUCACUUUCUCCAGAACAGAGAGCACUUCGCUCUAGCGUGAGGGACUUCGCACACGAUGUCUUAUCUACAGCACCCGGACUCUACAACCACCUCCCCACUCAAACGACACGCUUUCGAUCUACACUUCCUACAUAUCGAUCUGCGGUCUCCGCAGGCCUUAUCAAAGGUCAAAUCCCAACACCUUACGGUGGAGCCUCUGCUUCCAUGGUGGACGCCGCCAUCGUCGUCGAGGAACUCUAUGCUGUAGAGCCAAGCACUGCUCUCACCAUUCUCGGGACUGGGUUGGGACUAACGCCCCUGAUACUGGCUGGGAAUGGAGAGCAGCGCGAGAGGCUAUUGACGCCGUUCACGAGACAGGAAGGCGAGAGACUGGCAGCUUUCGUGCAUAGUGAACCCAAUGGAACAGCGAACUGGCUCCGCAAAGGGAGCCCGGGUCUACAAACGACAGCUUACCAGGAUGGGGAUGAGUGGGUUGUCAACGGAGAAAAGCUGUGGACGACCAACUCCGGCGGAUGGGACGCUCGGGGUGCGGAUGUGCAGUGCGUUGUGUGCCGACAAGGACGACCGGAUGAGAUCCAGGAAAUAGCAACUGAUCCAUCUUCGCACAUACUGAUGCUGGCCAUCACCCGCGAAGAUAUCGCCAAUAAUGAGCCUGGCGCUUACGAAGUGCUCUCGGAUCCCGAGCUUGGCGGCCACAAAUCCACCAGCGGACCCCAUACCCGCUUUACGAAUCUUCGCGUGCCUGCAGCAAACCUGCUAGCUGAGCCCGGAGAGGGUGCGCAGUUGGUUGAAAAGACAUUUGGCAUGAGCGCCGCGAUCGUGGGGGCCAUGUGUGUGGGCAUCAUGCGACAUGCCUUCGAAGUUGCACUCUUGUUUUGCAAGAGCAACGCUUGCGGUGGCACAGAACCUAUUAUUGAAAAGCAGAGCGUGGCAGAUCGACUCAUCGAUGUCAAAAUGAAGAUCGAGGCUGCGAGAGCGCUCACAUGGAAGGCUAUGUGUGUUCUGGAAAGUAAGGAACAAGCCUUGGGAUGGGAGCAGAGGUUGGAAAUCGCGCUUGAAGCAAAAGUGUGGUGCAGCGACAUGGCGCCAAAAGCCGUGAUAGAGUGCAUGAGUGUUGUCGGCAUAAGAGCAUACGCAGAAGACAUGCCAUUCUCGCGUCUGUUACGGGACGCAGCUUGUUUGCCCUUGUUUGAUGGCGGAAACGUCGGCGUUCGGAGACGCCAGAUCGAGGGGGUUUUACAAAGGGAUGAUUACGAGCCUUGGGCUGCAACAUUCAAUUCGUAGCUUGAUCGUACUUCUAUCUAUAAUGCCUAGCAG